AUGUCUGGCGGGAGAUUCCGGGAGCUAUUAAGAAAGUACGGGAAGGUGGCAUUAGGCGUGCAUUUUUCAGUCUCCGCCGCUUCAAUCACCGGCCUUUACAUCGCCAUCAAUAACAACGUAGACGUGGAAUCAAUUUUUGAAAAACUCGGCAUGCCCAGCCUCGGCAAGGAGCCGAAAGAAGAUGAAAAUCCUAAACAGCCCUCAUUGAACACCGAAAUUACAACUGUUGAUACUGAUGCCUCCUCCGACGGGUUCAUAAUGGAACUACCGGUAAAGAAUGAUGUGAAAAAGGAGAGAAAUCGGACUACUGAGCUGGUGGCUUCAAGCGGUGGGGCUUUGGCGCUUGCGGUUUUGCUGAAUAAGGCUCUGUUUCCGGUUCGGGUUCCGAUUACUUUUGCACUUACGCCUCCUGUUGCGAGGUUUCUUGCCCGCAGGAAUAUUAUCAAGAACAAUGUAUGA
Messenger RNA from Fraxinus pennsylvanica, 459 nucleotides. NCBI's taxonomy places the organism in Eukaryota, Viridiplantae, Streptophyta, Magnoliopsida, Lamiales, Oleaceae. The record is from the annotation of a GenBank genome assembly.